UAAGAAAUUAAGUUGGGGGGGGGGUGGAAAUCCACGAUAUUAAGUUUCAUUCACUGUACUCCAAAACAUUCGAGGGCUUUUCACUUAACUACGGCUUCACACACACACAGAUCACUGUGGCCACACAAAAGCCCCCCCCCCCCUCUCUUGGCUGUGAACCUUGAGUCGCGUCCGUAUCCCUCUGCACGGUGUUGUACAAAUAUUUACCGGUACACUACAUACAGCCCACACUUGCCCAGACACCGGUACAAGUGUACAGAACGCUGCAAGUUUGUACGGUGUGUUGGGCAGAAGGAUCGGUGUGGAGAUAUAACAAGCUUGGGCCACACAAAGCAUACACCACCCAACACGCAAGUCCAUGAGCAAAUGAAAUUGCACGCUUUGAGGGAGUCCCGUUUCCACGAUGCGUCUCUUGGACAAGCUUUUGCAGGCGAGGGUGCAGGCCCCGCUGGAGGAGCUGGAGUACCUGGACGUAUCUGACGCACACGUGGGUUGGCUGGAGGAGCUGGGUAACUGUCCCAACGUGCAAGCGCUGCUUGCGAGAGGCAAUGCCCUGCGGGACCUGGACUCGCUGAGUCGCUGCUCACGGCUGUGGCACCUGGACCUGCAAAACAACCAGCUUGAGUGCGUGGCCGGCCUGGGCGUGUUCGUGGCGCUGGGAAGCCUCGACUUGUCCGGAAACCUUCUGCAGUGGCAGAGUCUGCAUAGCCUGCGACCUCUGCACGUCCUGAACUUGAGGCUCCACGGGAACCCGGCUCUGCAGCGCGACCCUCACUACCGCGUCCACGCCGUAGACUCCCUGCCACGCGUCUGGUCUCUGGACGGUCUUCUCGCGACGUCGACCGAGCGCCUGCGCGUGGAGCAGUACGUUCAGGACGCAGCCCUGAGCCCGCGGCCCAUCAGACGGAAGUUUUCCAGGAUGGAGAUCUUUGUGCCAUCGUCCCGUCACAACCUCAUGCAGACAUGCAGCUAUGGCGAACGGACGCUUCACUUCAUGCGAAGAUUUCCCUUGGAGGAGCCACACAACGUGGGUCUGGACCAACGCCGUCUCUCCUAUCUGGCCUACACGGCGCAGGGGCAGGCGCAGCUCGAGUGGUGCAGCACGAAGGGGGAACGCUUGGGCAUCGACGUGACCGGCGCGCUAGAAAGCCUGGUCCACGAGGGACACAAGGAGCAGGAGAGACGCGGCACGCUGCUGGUGCUGCUCACGGCUGCCCUGGAGUUCCAUCUGCCCUGCACUCUGGUCCAGCAGGCCCUCCGGGCCACGGGGCUCAGCCACAUCAGGGAAAUUGACACGAGCGACCUGCUGCGACUCCCACGCAAGGUCCAGUUGCGGGUGGCCAGUCUGCUGCUCAGCGCCGUCCACCUGGGCCGCGACGCUGGCCAGGUAGAGCGACUCGGCAGGUUCUGCGCUAAAAGCAGCGAACGACGAUGGGUUUGCGCGCCGCACGCCCCACUGCCUGUUGCGUUCGCCCCCUUUCGCGUGUGGCAGACGACGGUGGGAUCACGUGACGACAUGCUGCACCUCGCCCUCUACUACGUGCUCGCUGGAAUCGCGUGGCCCAAAGCUGUCGGCCCGAGGAACGGACGGCGUUCUGAUGCGCGCAUGGCGAUGGCGCAACACCUGGCCAUCCUGGCAGCGGAGGCCUGCCCCCUGCUCUGCAAGGCCCCCGUCUUUUUCACCCUGCUGGGGCUUGGCACCGGUGGGAGGAGCGGCGGCGACGCGGGAUUGGAGCGGCUGCUGCGUGUGGCCACAGGAGACCCGGCCGUGUUCACCAACCUGGCCAAGCUCCUCUGCCAAACGUGGGCUGACCAUGAUCGGGCCGACUCUGCCGAUCCUCACGUCCGUGUGUCGAACUUCCUCCUCGGAAAGCUGUGGAGUGGCUGCCUCCCACGCUGUUCCAACCCGGGCGCUCGACACAUCAACCCGCACUGCGUGCUGGUGACGGGGGAGGCUCUGCCCAGGAGGCCGGUAUCCGGCAUCCUUCGCUCCACCGAGACGCUGCACAAGGGCCUGCGGAGCCCCCUCCGCAGAAAGCCACGCACAUGGAGCGCAAUUCCGGCCCUCGCUCAGUCCCGGGAGCGAAGGCGGCCCGCAUUGGGCGACCUCGUGCUGAUGGGCCCUCAGCUAUUGGGGAGGAUUGUGGCACUGCCCAGGCCUGGCGUGGGACUUGUGCUUCUGCAGGCACCUGCAGCACGUGUGGGCGGCUGCUAUCGUGGGCUGCGACUGGCUGACGUAACUUGGGACGCUCACGCUGGCCAGUGGAGGCCCUCAGCCGCGACUGGGGACAGGGUGACUCUGAGCAUCGCCGCACCCUGGGAGGACCGCUCCGUCACCCGGACCGGAACGAACUCGCCCAGAAGCUUCGCGUCUGCAGGCGAGGAUGAUGGAGUGAGGCGGAGCAGCCUAACGGCAAGGAGCGGAGGUCUUGAGUCCGGGUCAGAGACUGGAUCUGGGUCAGCGGUGAGGUUGGGGUCAGCGACCGGAGCGACGGAGCUAAAUUACGCGCCGCUCGUCUCGGAGCAGCAACAGCAGCAACAACAACAGCAGGAGCAGCAGCAGCAGCAGCCCUCAAACUCGCGCGGAGACACGACCCCGCGACACCGCGGCAUGCGACCUUCCACCUCCCGACUGCUCUCUUUUUCCCGGCCAAACACGGCGAGGCGUGGGACCUCCAAACCAAUACCAACACUCCCGGCUCAUGACUCAGCUGACUCCUCCUCGGUCCCAAGCAUCUUGCCUGACCGAUCUGAUCCGGAGACAUGUGCACCAGGAGGGCCUCCCAGCGUCGUCACCCUGCCCGAAGUGGAAGAAGACGAGUCGGGCCAAACGAACCGCGAACCUGGCGGACGAGAGGAACAACGUGUAACGGCGCCAGUGAAGAAUGCUUCUGGAGGCCCCAGAUCAGUGAAUAGCGGUGGUUCGGGAGAUAUUGAUCCAGUGAAAAGCUGUUUAGGAGACCUUGAGCAGGUGGGGACUGGGCCAGGAGACCAAGGGCAAUUACACAGCGUUUCAGGAGAUGCAAGUCCAGGAGAGAACAGUCCAGUAGAUAGUGUUUUAGUGGGGAGUGGUUCAGGAGACCCUCAGCAAAUGGAGAGUCAUUCAAGAGAUACCAUACUGGUGGAGAGCGGUUUACGGAACCCUGGACUGGUGGAGAGUGGUUCAGGCACCAUUGGUCCAGUGGACCGUUUUUCAGGACACCCUGUUCAAGCAGAAAGUGGAUCAGUACAGCACGAGACGAAUGAAAGUGGAAAACCACCCCUUGGGCCAAGAGAAAGUGAGUCACAGCCACGUAGCCCCGACAGGACAGAGGCAGACCAGCUCGCGCAUGGGUAUCCAGGAGGCAGUUCCAAUUACAGCGAUGGGGGUGACCGGCCAAACCACAACACCACCAAAGAGAGGGCCCCAGGGCGAUCAGAUAGUGCCUCAUCGUACCAAGCCCGCCGUGUCGCGAUCUGGAGGCACAGCGACUGCACGCCGCCCGACAGCGAACGGCUUUCGGCUCAACAACGCGCACUCACUCGCAGAGGUGCUCCCGCGCCGAUCUGGAGCCGCCUGCUGCCAGAGGCUCGGAGUGCCGAUUGCGGCGCGAGAUCGGCGUCCGUGCAGGUGGCCAACCAGUGGCUGGAGGGGGGCCUGCGAUCCCUUCGCUCGGCCGAACGGAGGCCGGGUCACGCCCCGCGGACUGCCCAGGAGAGCGGUGCUCCGUCCCCUGCCGCGCGUCGUGGCGGAGAGGCGGGAGACUCGACUCGCGGUCGGAAAGUCGUGAGUUCGUAUCGUGGUCGAGCGUCGAUGCGGGAGGUGGAGUUAUUUUACUCGAUUGUGGAAGAAUAAAUUUUGCCACUGUUUAAUGGAGAGUGAUAUCUUGUCUCUCAAAAUCAAACAGAAUCACGUUUUUUUUUCUUUCCAAAGAGAGAAAUUGAGCACUUUGAUGCGGGUUGUAAUGACAUCGAUAAAAAAUAAGGUAAUUGUUUAUGAUGAAAUUGUUUAAAUAAAGCUUUAUUAACAGAUGAGGAAUGCUGCUCAGACACACAAAAUAAUGAGCACAGUACAUAAAAUAAUAAAAAAGUUUUAUUUUUAAAGUGCAUUUUUUUAACACGCUUGUAUCCUCAAAUCUUGUAACUCAAUUUUAACCCAC
Molecule: messenger RNA, 4139 nt
Organism: Petromyzon marinus (sea lamprey)
Lineage: Eukaryota; Metazoa; Chordata; Hyperoartia; Petromyzontiformes; Petromyzontidae
Source: RefSeq, a predicted model, not a curated record